AUCGAUUUGGCGGGGGGGGGGGGCCCUCUCGGUCAUGAAUGUUCAGAAGUUAAGCGAGUUGCUCUCCCCGGAAGCUCGAACAUCUCUUAUGCGGCAAGACUACAGCAUCAAAAUCUCACUGGAGUUUAUCAAAGAGCGUGAGAAACGGGAUAUUGUAGGCAGUGUGUUGACGGCUCAGCAUGACAGACAGCCCUGCAUCAUGCGGUUCCGAAGAGAUCUCAUUAGACCGUUGACCGAGAGAGCGUCGAGAGCGCUACAAGAGCUUGACAUGUUCUUGCAAAUUACUGGGGCCCAUACACAGUCAAUGCUACAUCUGUCCUCGCUGGAUCUUCCAGCAGGGAGCAUUAUCUUGUUGGAUAAUCGCCGUUGGCUGUAUGCACGAAGUAUCAUCAAAGAUCCAGAACGUCAUUUGCGUCGAGUGCGCUGGGAUCCCGUUCCCUUUCAGUGAUUCUCAUGUUUGGUAGUUCAAAAUAUCCUUAUGUUUAACGGAAAAGAUCGAUCGUAAUGCUAUUAUUAUACACGGGAAGGCGCUGUGUGCCCGCACACAGCGGUCCCUUGCCUACUGGCCGCCCACACACCACCAGACGCAAAGGAAUACAACAACAACAAAUCAUAUAUAGGAUACAUAGGAAGGAUCACGAGGCCCACUUAUUUCUCUAAUGAUCAUCCGCCGAUCAAUAUCGAAUUUAUAGAUUUCCAGGCUGCCUAGUCUAAAGAAACUUUCCU
This is a messenger RNA of Aspergillus glaucus CBS 516.65, 726 nucleotides long. RefSeq lists its product as uncharacterized. The record is from RefSeq and is a predicted model, not a curated record. NCBI's taxonomy places the organism in Eukaryota, Fungi, Ascomycota, Eurotiomycetes, Eurotiales, Aspergillaceae. The transcript has a single exon. The coding region runs from base 35 to 448 and encodes 137 amino acids.